Messenger RNA from Drosophila subobscura, 7079 nucleotides. RefSeq lists its product as uncharacterized. Gene Ontology annotation, molecular function: histone acetyltransferase binding. The record is from RefSeq and is a predicted model, not a curated record. Lineage: Eukaryota; Metazoa; Arthropoda; Insecta; Diptera; Drosophilidae. Gene Ontology annotation, cellular component: NSL complex. The coding region runs from base 364 to 5823 and encodes 1819 amino acids. The transcript has 9 exons.
AUACACGUCGUGCCAAAAGCGUAGCAGGCAGCGAUGAAAAAAAAUAAAUGAAAAAAUUGUGUGAAGCGAGAACAUUGGAAAACCCCAAGCGCGAACCACGCCAUUGUGUAAGAAAAAAAUCCAAAAAUUGUGUGUACAUCUUGCGAAACGGUUAAAUUCGAGUUGUCGUCGAAUCGGAACGUACCUGCAACGCAAGAUCCGGUAACAAAAUCAAAGCAAAAGCGAAUCAGGAAACGGCUUGCGAGGCCAUUGGCUGCUCCUACAGCAACGUUCGGGACGUGAGGAGCCGAUGCGAAUGCAUCAUCAUCAACAGGAUAAGCAGCAGGAGAAGCAGCUGAACUGGCCAACGGCAUCGAAUCUACUAUGGCACCAGCGCUCACCGCCGAGCCAUUAAGUACCAAGGAGAAGCUAACAAGCGCAGCAUCGCCAUCGGUGGUGGUGAAGAAACCAGCGACGCCCACGCCGGCAACGGCCACAACGCGUGUGACGCGUUCCUCCAAGGAGGCGGCCGCCGCAGCAGCAGCAGCUUCCAAAGCUGCGGCUGCAGUCGUCCCGCAACGCGUUCCAUCGAGCAGAAUCAGCAACAAUAAGCGUAAACUAAGCGGCGGCAACAAUAGCAGCAACAAGCAACAAAAUAAUGAUCCAAUGGGCCUAAGCACAGCUCCAACCCCACACACAACAACAACAACAACCACGAGCACAGGUUCAGUGGUUGCAGAAGCAGAAGCAGAAGCAGAAGCCGCCACAGGAGCAAGCGUGCCACCCAUUAGCGACGCCGAUGUGGCAUCAACCAGUGCUACGGUGCUCCUUGAAAGCGAAUCGCCUGCUCCACAAGAAAGCGAAUCGCCUGCUCCACAAGAAAGCGAUUCCCCUCCAAGCACCGACGUGCCUCCUGCAGCGGCUACCAUCGAGCACAACAACAACAACAAUAGUAGUGGUAGCCGCCCCAGCAAGGACAACUCCACGGCACAGCUGCUGGCAGAUCUGAACAGCGACUUUGUGGAGACCAUCUCGGCGGGAAUCUGUCUGCGCAAGACCCUACCCGAAGUAAGUCUUAGCAAGGAGCCAGCACCAUCCGCUGUGGCACUCACAGGAGCAGAGACAGCCGUGGAAGUAGCCGAAACUGUGGCUGAAGUAGAAGUUGAAGUUGAAACAGAAGCAGUCACAGGGGAAUCCACAACGGGUGUGCCAGAGCCAGAGACACAAAUCGAUCUGAUUCAGUCGAUGGAAUUGGAGCAACCAGCGGCGACGACUGCGUCAGUAGAGGAGCUGCCAAAGAUCGAUGCGGAUAAUAUAGAGGAGCGCCUCAGCCAGCUGGAUGGCAAUGCCAGUACAAUUUUGGUGGAGCUGCCUUCGGUGCAGCUGGAUCAUGAGCAGGGUCAGGUGCAGGUGGAGGUUGUGAUUCCAGCCACACCCACAACGCCCAGCCGGCAACAGGUGCAACAGGAUCCAAGAUCCGAGCCAUUGCCUGGUAUUCUGGCUUCGCCGCUGCCGGGUCAGAGGCACUCCACAGCUGCGUCAGCAUUGAAUGCGUCACAGUUGACGCCUCAGAGUACUUCCAGUUCCACAAAUUUCCUCAAAGAUGCCACAGCCGGCGUUGUGCUGGAGGAUCCCGACAUCGAAGAGGUCCUCAAGGCACUGAAAACGUUUGAGGGCAAUCACGUCAUCAAUCCGGACAUUAAUCCGGACAUGUGUGAUUUCAACUUCUUUAGCGAGGUGUGGGAGGAGCCACCACAAGCGACAGCGGUCACGCAUCGAUCCUUCACGCCACAGUACACCCAGAAUCCCAUAGGCGGCCACAGCGGCGUCAUCACUUCGCAUGUCCCAACAGCAGACUCGAUGGCGGAAUGUCAGAAAUCAAUCGAGCAGCAGCAACAAAUGCUCACACGAAAGAUGGAGCAUCUGUUCCGGCGCAUGCGGAAGUUACAGGCGCGCCAAAUGUGCAGCCACACCAGCGAGGAGGUGGUCGGGAUUAUGGAAUGGGCCGCUCGCAUCUCCCACAAGACACCCAAUCCCGUGAGAAGUGACACGCUCAGUGAGCAGGAGACCACCGUGCAGUCGAUCGUCUCCGGGCGACCGAGGCCGGACUUUUGGGAACAUCAAACGAAGCAUCCAGUGCCAGCCAACCAAUUGGCCAGCAUCCUUCGCAGCAUUGCAACGGCUGCGCGGCACCAGCAGAUCUGUCAUACGCCCAGCGGUGGUUCUGCUACCUUGGCCCCAUCCUCUACAUGGUACAACAGUGCCAGCUGUGCAGCGGCCGUGCCUGCCAAGGCACGUCGUGGCAAGAAUCAGCUGGACACAUCAGCAGGAGCGGCAUCCACAUCAAUGGCAGGAGCAGCAGCGGCAGUCAUUGAACAGAAAACGCCCGGUUUGCAUGAGAUUAUACCCUGCUUUGAUACACACAUAACCAACGAGCUGACCCACGUCUCUGGGCUGCUGCACAAUGAGAUGCGGGAGAUACAGAAUGCCAUUGAUUCGGAUGCGACAGAGUCGAGCUCUGGCGGCGAGUCUGCCGACGAGAUGGUCACCUACAAUAAUAACGAACAGAAGUCGCUGACGAUCGCCCGUCGUGCCGUGUGGACAUACUCAAAAGAUCGAGCAAAUAUUGCAUUGCGCUGGUCCUGGCUGUGCUCACAAAUGGCAGAUUUGGAGGGCAGGAAGCGCCAGUAUCGUGAGAUGUAUAUAGAUUUGACUCAAGCAAAGGGCGCCGUGGAGCUGGAGCCGAUGCAGGUGCAGCAGCCGGCGAAUGGUUACAAGGAGGAACCAUCCAGCGAAUGGCAAUGCAGCCGUGCCCGUCCCCUGAUGCUGAGCAAGUUUCGUAAGCGCAGCCUAUUCCAGACCACGGGCAUACACACGAUUUCCAAGAAGGCCGCACGGCCGAGCAACAUCAAAUGCGGCUGCCAGUGGCCACAGAUACCGUGUGCCCUGUGCACGGGACGACCAGAUCCGACAGCACCGCGAGAGUUGGCCGAAAUGAUGAUGCCCGCAAAUCGAGUGGCGCUCCUCGAUCCCGGCUAUCAUCCAGUGCUCAGCUUUGACACGGAUGUAACUCAAUCUGUGCAUUUUGAGGCCGUUUGCCGGCAGGGGGACUGGCAGCAACGCGUAUCACGUUGUCAGGCCAAGACCGUUGUCAAGGGUGUUCAUAGGGCGGAACGCGAGGCCAUUGCUGCUAGCAAUAGUGCUGCUCGUCGUCCCGGCGAUUUGAUCAAGCGUCGCUAUAUAAGACGCAAAGAGCGUAACAACAAUAACAAUAAUAAUAAUAAUUCAAACUCAAAUAAAGAUGCCACUACAACGGCAGCAGCGGCGACGGGUCUUGGGGACAGCGGAAAUGGUACAGCAACUUCUACUUCUUCUACGCCUUCUACAACGCCACUUGUGGCCAACACGAGCAGGAGGCAGCAGACGCAGCCACCGACUGGAAUGAACGCUUCGAGCAUAUCGUGGCCCGACUCUCGCCAACGCCAACGACAGCGCCACCUCAGUCCCUCCUCAGCAGCAACUGCACCUCAGAUCUCGAACAGCGACGCUAAGCGGCGUCGCACAUCCACAAAAAACAGCAGCAGCAACAGCAAUUCCAACGCACCAAACAACAGCCAUCUAAAUGGGUAUAGCGAUCAAAGCGGAGUAGGAGUAGGAGGAGAUCUGAGAAAUAGUAGCCGUAGUCGUCAUGCCUCACCCACGCACAACCAACGCACGGAGAGAACAACAGAGCGUCGUCAUCGUCCCGUUUAUGAUAUUGAUAACAUUGUUAUACCCUAUAGUAUUGCUGCUCAAACGAAGGUGGAGAUACUGCCCUACAAAGAGAUACCCACACCCAAAUGGCGCGUUGUCGAUAGCGAGACUGAUAACACGACACCCGCAGAACCAGCAGCAUCAUCAACCGAUGAUUCAACAGCAGCGCCAGCACCAGCAGCAGCACCAGCCGCAGCACCACCACUACCAACACAAACAGAGAUUAAGUCCGGCGGGAAUGGCAUUGUGCCAGCGGUAGCAGCGGCAGCUGGUAUAACGUCAAAUGAACAGAAGCCACAGGCACAGUCGGUGCCUGGGCAGCCUUCGAAGGUGAAUGGCUUGAAGAAGUUACAGCAGAACACCAAGCACAAUAUUAACAAUAAUAAUAACAAUAACAAUGGACUGGUAAAUGGUAAUAUAAGAAAGGAGAAGGCGGAGGCUUGUGAGAAGAAGAAUGUUCCCCCCCAGUUGCAGGUUAAAGAGAAAGAAAAGGCUGUGCUCCAGGUGCUGGCUGUGCAGGCGGAAGCUAAUGUCAGGAAUGAGGAUAUCCUGUCAGCAGUUGGCUUGGAGAACGAUAUUCAGUCAUCAUUUAUGACUAAUAAAAAAGAUAUCCAGCCAACAGCCAGCGGCCUAAAGGACAUUCCGUCAACACUCAGCGACCAAAAAGACAUCCAGUCCUCCGCCAGCGACAAGAAGGACAUCCAGUCUUCCACCAGCGAUCAAAAUGACAACCAGCCCUCCACCAGCAACUAUAAGGACAUACUUCAGUCGAAAGCCAGCAGAAAAAAGUCUGCCAGAGCUAAGAGAAAGUGUCUCAAGAAAAAGAAGCACAGGCCCAAUGGGAAAAUUGCAAAGGCAACGGCUACAGCAACAAAAGAAGAAGCCGCGACUGAAACUGCCGCUGCUGCUGGUGCAACAAGAGUCGAAGAAAAGAGCAGACCUCAUUUGAUUGAAGGCGUCCGAAUAGCCACGGUGGAACCAAUGGCCAAGCGGCCCAAAUUACAGCUGGCCAAGGGCGGAGAGGGCGACAAACCCAAGACGAAUGGCGGCCAAUCGAUUGCGCCAAUCGUACAGUUGGACCCGGAGGAGGACGACGAGGAUGAGGACACUUCCGACGAGGCGUACGCUGGGCGACAUCACCUUGCCCAGAUCGAAGAGCGGCAACGCUUCGAGACUUAUCUAAAGUUUCCAUGGAGCACGCGACCGCGUGCUAAUCGCCGGGUGGACAGUCGCGCCGAAUCGAGUGGCGCCAAUACACCGGAUUCGGCCUCACCAGCGCCACAUCUGGCUGGUGGUGGUGCCGGUGGAUUGGGGGACAACGAGAGCAUACCCUCGCCGUUGGCCCAUCCACUGGAGGGUUUCAACGAUAACGGGGAGAUGGUGGCGACAACGGUACGCCCUCAGGCACGCCGAAGGACCACGUCCAGCAAGCUUAAGGAUCAGAUGGAACGCCGCAGUGCCACGCCGGACAUAAAAGAUACUUUUGUUGAGCCAUCGCCCUUCGAGCCGCUGACCUUUCCCCUGUCCGAGGACGUCUACCAGAAGAUGCUGUCCGAGCGCUAUGCCCCGCCCAAGCAUGAGGUACUGAAGCCUGAGGUGAAGCGCACCAAGAGCAAGUCCACAUCCUCCAAUGGCGAUGGGGGAUCAGCGAGCGCCGGAAAGAGCAAACGCCGCAGCAGCAAGACGAAGACCAAGCUAGUCAAUGGACAAUUCAAUGGUCAGCUAAAUGGUCACCAAACGGCGGAUGCUGCUGAUGCUGCGGCGUCAACAGCCACAGCGACUGCAGCAAAGAUCAAUGGUGGCAUGGAUGAGGAGGUGGAAGAUGACAUGGAAGACGGCGUGGACUAUGACCCAGAUCCUGAGGAUAUGCUGAUGGAGGAGCUGGAGGAGGACUACCCCAAGCAUCAUUUGGCACCGCUCGAUGACGACGAAAUGCAUGGUGAUGAUGAUCUUUACAACUCUGCGAUCGAUGCCUAUUUGGGUGACCAAGAGGCCCUGGAGGAGGACAUGGCCGACGAUCCGUUUGGCGACGAUGAUCCCAAUGAUCCUGAAUGGAAGACCCGCAGCGAUGGAUCCCGCAAGCGUCUCUAAAAAGCCAACCCAUUAUCCAAAGCAAACAACUUUUCAUUCUUUCUCUCUCUCUCGUUACCAAUUCAUAAUUUUAACAACAACAAAGAAAACGAUGUUUUAUCAAUUUUAAACACAAAAAACACACACAAAGGAGAUGGUAUGGAGCGAUCGAGUAUUUUAACUUGUUUUAAAAGAUUUAUAUUUGUUUGUUUUGCCGUCGUUUUGUUGUCGUACCCGCUGGGCUGAUGACCGACAGCAUGGCACGGCGUACUCUUUAACAAUCUUCUAAGUUAUUUAGUUCUACGACACACACACACAUGCGCCGCGAGGAGAAAGGAGAAAGAAAGAAAUGCGAAAAGAAAACUCGUUAAGAGAGAGAAGGUGUUGUGUACCUUGUAAAUAAAAAGCAGCAAAAAUAUAGCGAAUAAGCUGAAUAAUUCUAAAGAAAAACUAAAAGAGAAAAAACCAAGUGUAACUGUAAACUAUAAUCUAAACAAUAAUAAUGCUGAGGCGAUUGCGACUGCUAUAGCUACUUUGCGAUUAAGGAUCGAACACACCCACCACUCUGUCAAUCGAAAUGCAACACUUUCUUGUGUAACUUUGUGGGUGGUGAGUGCGUUCGGUUUAUCGGCGAGAAGACAACAGGCAGGCAGCAGGCAGGCACUUGGGCUAAAAGCCCCACAGUGCGUUCAAGAAUAAAAGAUUUAAGCUAAUCUACAUAUAAACAAAUAAACUUAUAAAUAUAUAUAUAAUAUACAAAGAACCCACACACACACAUAAAUAUAUAUAUAUAUAUAUAUAUAUAUUAGAUGCCGUUAGUGCGGUUUAUAUUUAGUAGAAGAUAUGAAAUGUAAUCGCGCGCACCGGCACAACAACCAAACCAACCAAACCCAAUCAAACCCCCCUUAAGCUUGCUUUUACGUCAUAUUUGGUUAAGAGACAAACCUAUGUAAAAAAGAAAUUAUCGGAAGAGAAGAAUCGAAAGUGAAGCGAUAGAGAAGAGAAAUGUGUGGGGGUGCAGUUGAGUGCAGCACGAAAAUGUAUAUGUAAUGUAUUUAGUCGCUUAGUCGUUUUCAUUUCUACUUUAAACGUUAGUAGUUAUUAAACAAAAACAACAAAACACACAAAAAAACAUAAACAAGAACGGUUAAAUGGCCGUUUAAAUGUUUAUUCUAAUUAUUUUUCCUCUCGUUAAACACUUGAAGAAAGCAAAGAAAAAUAUGUGAAAGAUUUACUAAGGAUAGCAGAAAUACAGAACUCUAUAUUCGUAAAAAUUA